Eremomyces bilateralis CBS 781.70 is the source of this 1458-nucleotide messenger RNA. RefSeq names its product phosphoglycerate mutase-like protein. Gene Ontology annotation, biological process: dephosphorylation. The record is from RefSeq and is a predicted model, not a curated record. NCBI's taxonomy places the organism in Eukaryota, Fungi, Ascomycota, Dothideomycetes, Eremomycetales, Eremomycetaceae. The transcript is spliced from 2 exons. Gene Ontology annotation, molecular function: phosphatase activity. Bases 1 to 1458 code for a protein of 485 amino acids.
AUGAGUCGCUUCGCAGCGGGCUAUGUGCUUCCUGCCCUGUUCUUCUCAUCCGCUCGAGCACAGGAUUCGAAUGCUCCCCCGUCGGCAGCAGUGGAUCUCAGCUGGCAUGCGCCGAAUCAAACAUGGAUAAAUGAUAUCACGCAAGUAGUGAAUGGAUCAGGGACAUACGGAUUCCAUUUUGGAGGGUCGACAUUGCCGGCGGAUGUCAAGUAUGGAACGUACAAUUGGUGUAAUAUGCCGCAUGUGAGAGAGGAUAUGUAUCCAGACCCGCCAAAGGGAUAUGAGCUGACAUACGUGGAAUUGAUCCACCGUCACCAUAAGCGCACCCCUUAUGCGAACAACACCUUCCCGCGGGAAGGCUACUCCUGGGAAUGCACCGACGAAGGCCUCUCCUACUAUGGUAGCCCCCUCAACCCCCAAAACCCCAACCCGGCGCAAACUUACUGGUUCGUCCACACCUCCGAAGUCAAUCCUUUCGCGCCAAAGGGGUUCAACGGAAGCUGUCAAUUCCCUCAGAUCACCCGUGCUGGUCUCGAGGACUCCUGGCAACAUGGAAAGGAUCUCUACCAGGUCUACCAUUCCCGCCUCCAUGGCUUCCCUGCGGAACCGGACGAGAAAGUCUCGUUUCGGGUCACGAGCAAUGCCAUCACGAGUCAAGUGGCCGGGAUGGUGAUAUCUGGCAUGUUUCCUGCGAUAUGGGAUGGGAGAUAUCCGGUGAACAUCCAACCCUCCUCGAUUGACUCGCUCGAGCCAGCGUACUCCUGUCCUGCGUCCAACCAGAUCUCCGGACAAUAUGGUGCUGGCAGCAGCAACCCAGCCUGGACUGGGCAUUUAUCGGCAACUGCCGAUCUUUUUAGAUCCCUGGACGUGGUUUCGGGGGUAUCCUCCAGUGACUCGGAAUGGCAUCGCUCUUUUGACCACUAUUACGACAACCUCUCCACACGCCAAUGUCAUCAAAAGCCGCUUCCGUGCAAAAUUGGAAGCGAGAUGGAGUGCGUGACGCAGGCGCAAGCCAACGAGGUAUAUCGACUCGGCCAGUACGAAUACUCAUACCUCUAUCGGGACUCCCCAGAGUCGCUGGAGGUGGCAAAGCGGUCGUAUGGCGUGUGGGUCGCGGAGUUGGCGAGAAACAUGCGGGAUCACGUCGCUGGAGUUAAACCGGUGGUCUAUAUGCAUAACAUCGCGCAUGACGGAUCAGUGUCGCUACUUUUGGCGAUUCUACAAAUUGAUGUGAUGGCCUGGCCGGGGAUGGGUGCCGAGGUGGUGUUUGAGAUGUAUAAGAACGGAGAUCAGGAUAAGAGGUAUGUGAGGGUGCUGUUUGGAGGACAGGUGCUCACGAGCUCGAACCCCUCAUUAGGAGAAAUGGAUAUGAUCGAGUUGGAUAUCUUGCUCGACUAUUUUGAUGGUCUGGUCGGGGCUAAUGCGGCGAUGGUGCCAACUUUGUGUGCGAAUGAAUAG